This is a messenger RNA of Acipenser ruthenus (sterlet), 2624 nucleotides long. RefSeq names its product spermatogenesis associated 2-like (gene spata2l). The record is from RefSeq and is a predicted model, not a curated record. The coding region runs from base 254 to 1933 and encodes 559 amino acids. NCBI's taxonomy places the organism in Eukaryota, Metazoa, Chordata, Actinopteri, Acipenseriformes, Acipenseridae. Gene Ontology annotation, cellular component: cytoplasm. The transcript has 4 exons.
GUGACGUCGACACGUCACAGAAGGAAGUGUAACAUUUUGAUCAAAAGUUUUCAGAGAUUCGUUAAAGUAUUUUUUAAAGAUAUUACGAAAUUAAACGUACAAGUUUAAAUUUGAAGACAUUUUCGCAGUGAAAGACAAGUAAAGGACAACCGAAAGCAGUGUGGAGUAGUGGUUAGGGCUUUAGACUCUUGACCGGAGGGGUCGUGGGUUCAAUCCCAGGCGGUGGACACUGCUGCUGUACCCUUGAGCAAGAAUGAGCAUUAACUACAUCUGCAAGGAGUACAGGAAGGUCUUGGAGACAUGUCUCGAAAAAGGACAUGCCGACAUUAUCUGCAGAGACGCCUCUCUGGGAGCUACUGCCAGGAAGUUUCUGAUAGAGGCAGGGAAUGAGCUGCAUGGAUACCUGGAGAACGUGUUUGAGAUCAUCACAGAUUCCCUUUAUCGAGAGCCUUGUCUGGAGACAGGGCUGGAAAAGCUCAGGAAAGCAUUUGAAAUCCUGGAGCUGGCAUCGCUCAAUCUUUACUUGAGCCCUUGGCGACAAGAAUUCAAGAUCAUUAAGACUUACUCGGGUGUCUACAUUCACUACCUGAAACCUGUCCUGUCUGAUCACAAUAUUGUGGAACUCUUUCAGAAGAUGGGCUAUAGAAAAAAAGACAAGAAUCAGCUGGAAAUAGCCAUAUUGCCAUCUUCUGAUGACCUAAUCAAACUGGCAUGCGGUUUCUUCACAGCCCGGUCUGAGUGUGACCUCCUGUUAGAAGUGUUAAAGGGACUGAAGGGCUUCGAUGCUUCUAUUCAACAUCUGAUACCAGAGAGACUCACUAUGAAAAGCCUUGAUGAAGGUGUGGAAAACCUCAAGAAAAAGAUCUUAGCCUUGAAGAAACAAGAGCAAAGAGACCCCUGGACAAAAGAAGCUGCAGAAUCAGCAGAGCCUGCACUUGAUCUUUAUACUGAUCCAAAGCAGAAUGGAGGUGAACAUCAUCAGUCAAGGAGCACGGGUAUACAUACCAGCAGCAUAUCCGUUAAUAUAACUCCACUACAAAAUGACUGUAGUGGAUUUAAUGCUACUUCAAGAUCUGGCAUUCAGUCACUUGAACAGACACCUACUCCAGGUACCUCUUAUCCUCCUGGAGUUCAUAAGACCAAUCGGCAAGCCAGCCUGAACUCUGCUGCACACACUCCAGGAAAGGAGCACAGCUUACUUACUGAACACUCAAAGUCUGGAGCUAGUGUGAAUGCAGCUGAGAUGACAACAAGAAACACUAAUGUGGGGAUGCCUAGUAACUCUCCAGGGGCAGACCGACGUGAAGCAGAAAUAGCGACCAUUGGCAAGGAGAGAGACUGGCUGGAAGGGUUUGAGAUCUGCGCAUGUGUAACCAAAGAUUUUGUUUAUAAAUGUAAGCCAUGCAGAAUGCUUCAUAGCUGUAGUUGCAAGGUUAUGGAUAAUUGCAUAGAUUGUGAUCAUGAGAUUAUAAUGUACCAUGAAUGUGAAAACCGACGGGUGCAUGACGGGUUAAAUGUCUCUACAGAGGGGUGUCAAAAACCAGGUCACAACACCCAGUGUAUUCACGAUAAGGAUGGUAGGAAGGUCAUGCUCGAAAAUGUGGAGGAGGUCCAGCAGCAUGUUAAGCCAUUGAACUGGCAAAAGCACAGUUGCAUUUCUGCCACUACACUGUAUUGCUAUGCAUGCAUGAGUUGUUUUGAGGUACAUUCGGUAUCAUGUCAAGAGUUACUAAACUGCAGUUUGCGUCAUGAAGUAAUACUUUUAAAUAAGUGUGCAUGUAGUACAGAGUUACAUUCCAAAAGUGAUGUUGUGUGUGACAUCUAUGAUGUAUGCUUCUGCUGCCGCCGUGCAAUCUGCAAGUGGUUUUUUUACAAAAGCCCACUUAACUGUGUUUGUGGUAAACCAUAUACAAACAAAACUGAAAAAAUUUGAAAGAAUUUUCAACUCAAAAGGCCUGAAUUCUGACCACUAGUAGGACAAUAAUCUUAAUUCUGAGCAGGUCUUAAUAGAGGGAGAUCUUCAGAUUUCCUUUAUUUUAUGUACAGUAACUACUUCACAUUACUGAAUUUAAGCAAUAGUUUUAGCUAUGCAAUUAGGGGGGUGUUGUUGUACACUGAAGAACCUUUUGUUUUCAAUUUUUAUUUUAGAUCUGGGGAAAAAAAUCAGUGUUUAUUAAAAAUAAAUCAAUAAAUAAAUAAAACAGGUUGAAAUCUGUGAAAAUAAUAAUUUUCCAGGUAAAUAUUGGGGCUGAUCUGGGAAGGUCGGAAAAGCAGCUCGCUUACUUCUAUUGUUCGUGAAGGCUAACCAUCCAAAGCUGAAAUUUAACUUGUAUUUUUUAUUCAUGUACUGCAAAUAUAUCUACUGGAUGUAAUGUUAUGGAUUUUCUUGAUGUAAAUCCGUAUUUUACAUUCUUGAGGGGGAUAGCUUUUGUAAAACCCAUAUAUUUAGUUUACCAGGAACGUGUGCCUUUUUUUUUUAUUAUUAUUUGAGAAAUAUAGCACAGUGGUAAACAUAGUUUAUAUAGCUAUCGCGACAUGCUGUUAUCGAUUUAAUUGACUGCAUUAUACUGUUUCUUGCUAUUCGUACACUGGAGUGAUGUAAUAAAACUAGAAAUAAUGUUUAA